CUCUCUCUCACACACACACACAGAAGAGAACUGAACGCUUUCACAUGUGCACUAUUCCAUCUGUUCUUGCUGCCUCUCUCUCUCUCCCAUGUCCAGUUUAGGCAUUAAAAAAGGUUUUUGAGUUUCACAUUCAAGAACUGAGCUUGCAUUUCAGCACACCACAACUUUAGAGCUCCAUCUCUCCCUCUCUCUCACACACACACUGUGGGAGCAUGGAUUCCAAUGCCAUUCUCGAUUAUGCUCUAUUCCAACUCACCCCAACAAGAACAAGAUGCGAUCUUAUUGUGUUUUGUGGGAAGAGGAGUGAGAAACUGGCAUCUGGGCUUUUGGAGCCCUUCGUUGCUCACUUGCAAUAUGCUAAAGAUCAGAUUCCAAAAGGGGGUUAUUCGAUUACUCUUCGCCCCCCUCGUGAUGAUGCCUCAUGGUUCACCAAGGCCACAUUUCAAAGAUUUGUGCGCUUUGUGAACACGCCCGAGAUUCUUGAGAGGAUUAUACGCAUAGAGCGAGAAAUUUUGCAGAUUGAUGGCUCAACUCAAUCUAGUGAAAAUCCUACGGUGGAUGAGGCAGGGCAUUCAGUGGAAGGGACUGAUGGGAAUCUGAAGAAGUCAACUAAUUCUUCUAAGUUAUCGUCUGAGGAAGAAGAUCCCGGGGCAGAGCUGAGAGGACAUUCUAGGGCUCGUCUUCAACAUUUGAUGGAUUCACGAAAAACAUUGCUUCUGAAAGAGCAAGCCAUGGCUUAUGCCCGUGCAGUUGUGGCUGGAUAUGAAAUGGAGGACAUUGAUGAUCUUAUAUGCUUUGCUGAUACAUUUGGAGCCUCGCGAUUAAGGGAGGCGUGCAUCGAUUUUAAGGAGCUUUACAAUAGGAAACAUUCCGAUGAUCAAUGGAGGGAUGAGUUAGCAGCAGUGCAGGCAUCAUCUAUGACUGAUCUUCCAUAUCUGGCAACAUCUGGAGUUAUGCUCACUGGUGAGAAUUUUCAUGGCAAUGGAUUCUCCAUCCCACUCGAGAGAACUGGCUCCUCCGACACAGAUAAGAGCAAAGAAAGUAAUUCUAUGGGUGAACAGAGGCCGAAUAUGCAGCAGGUUCCAUGGAUGAAUCAGAUUCCUCCUUAUAUGUACAACUUUCAAGGCCCGAUGCAGCAAAUGCCGGCUUACCAAGGCUAUCCUUACCCUGGUAUGCCGCCAUAUUACCUGGGGAAUAUGGGGUGGCAGUCUCCGGGUGGCCCUAAUUCAAAUCACCGAUCAUCUCGGAGGAAGGAAAAAUCUUUUAACGCCGAUAAUUCUGAGGAGGAUGAAAGUACUGCUUCUGGUGAUUCAGAUGUUGGGACCGAUUCAAACGUGGAACAAGAGCAAGAUAAGAAGCAUUCUUCGCGGGGGAAGAAGAACAAGAAAUCUUCCAAAACGGUUGUUAUCCGUAACAUAAACUACAUAACUUCCCAGAGGCGCAAUGGAGAUGAUAACGAGCAUUCUGAGGAGUCUACGGGAGAUGAUGCAACAGUGUCGUUGGAGAAACAUGCACGUAAAAGCAGAGGAAACCACGAACUCGGGAACAGCACUGAUGCUGAUGUCUCUGAAGGAGGGAAAUCUGCCGAUCCUUGGGGUGCUUUUCAGAAUCUUCUGCUUAGCAGUGAAGACUCGAAUCCAACGAAGCAUCACGCUGGAGAUCCCAUGGAUGAACAAUUUAUGAUGAACGAUUCCAAUGGCGGCAGAGUUUCUCACGAAGCAUUUGAUUUGGGAUCGGAGAAAGUAAAGAGACAGCCUUUAGCUAGUGAUGAUUCAGUUCUUGUGAUUCACAGAGAGGGGGAGAAUGGUAGCAACACUCACAUUGUAGGUUUUGCUAAUGGAGAAGAAACGCAGACGACUAUGAAAAGAACUGUUUCUGAAAACGAGAACACUUUGUUUGCACGACAAUCCAUAGGAUCACGAACCACCACUCUGGGAGGUUUACAAGAUUUCUCCUCGGAAUCAGCCACUAUUCGGAACAGGAGAGAGGAAGACUGGUUCGUUGUCAACUCGCAAACGCAAGAGGGAAAGCAAUCGGGAUUUGUCAAUCACAACUCCUUCUCCUCCUAUGCAAGUGACAUGGUCAGGAAAGAAGCUGCCGGAGGAGCUGCUGUGGUUGACGACUCCUUCAUCAUAGAGUCGAGAUCAAGAGCUGACGAUCAGUAUGUCUCUCACUGGAGAUCAGACGUCAUCAUGGAUGGCGAGAUGGACAUAGCCCCCCAGCCAGAAAAAGGAAGCCCGGCCAUUUCUGGCUCUGCUGAGCCUGAUGACCUCUGUAUGGUGCUUGUAAGGGAGUCGCAAGAAUCCGGUGCAUCCUGGACGCCUGACAUGGAUUAUGAAACCGAAAUCUCUUACAACGAAGCUGAUAAAAUAUCUCCCUCCUCCAAGAUGAAUGGUGAAGCGGCAGAGGAAACUGCUGUCAAUGGUAAACAAGCCAAUGGCAAGAAAACUGCAGCUAAAUCUCCCAUGAGAUCUCGAGUCCCCACUGCCAAACCGGAUCCUUAUUCGAAGACGAAGAAGAUAUCUUCAGCAAGUAGGCUACUGACUCAAAAGAGCAAGCUGCAGAGGGAAGAGGAGGAGCGCAAGAGACUGGAAGACGCGCUGAUCCAACGCCAGAAGAGAAUCGCGGAAAGGUCAGCUGCCAGCGGCUUAUCUCCUGCAGCAUCCAAGAAGCUUCCAGUCGGAAGCAAAUCAACGCCUCCUAAGCUCGACAGGGUCAGAUCUUCGUCUGCUGCCCGUGCCCCGAAAAGCUAAGUCAGCCUAAACUCACUGCAAUAUGAUUGUGUGAGUUGAGCUGAACUGAACUGUUGUUGUAUAGUCUUGGUCUUGGUUUUGCAUAUGCCAUUUUUUGAGAUUGUAUAUUCAAUUUAUUUAUUUUCCUAAUAGUGUGUAUCUAUAAAAAUAAAUUGGAUCACAUAUUUGUGUCACCACAAACUGAAGUUGACUGCUGGAAAUUUCAUGGCUUCUUUUCUUUCUCAUUCAA
Salvia splendens (bonfire salvia) is the source of this 2982-nucleotide messenger RNA. Its product is annotated as COP1-interacting protein 7. Lineage: Eukaryota; Viridiplantae; Streptophyta; Magnoliopsida; Lamiales; Lamiaceae. The coding region runs from base 213 to 2753 and encodes 846 amino acids. The record is from RefSeq and is a predicted model, not a curated record. The transcript has 9 exons.